This is a messenger RNA of Pseudomyrmex gracilis, 3414 nucleotides long. RefSeq lists its product as uncharacterized. The coding region runs from base 444 to 2411 and encodes 655 amino acids. NCBI's taxonomy places the organism in Eukaryota, Metazoa, Arthropoda, Insecta, Hymenoptera, Formicidae. The record is from RefSeq and is a predicted model, not a curated record. The transcript is spliced from 4 exons.
UUAAGAAAAUGUCUUCAACGUUGAGAAAGACAGCCAGUGUUGAGCAGUAGCCUCAUCUUUGUCUAGCAAAGUAGUGGAGGAAAAAGAAGUCUUCGCUGAUUGAUAGAAUAGUAGUAGAAAAGUGGGGAUAGAAAAAUAGUGGGGGUGAAGAGGAAUGAAAGAGAUUAAGGGGUGACGGCAGAUUAUAGGCGGUAUGAAACAGUGGGCCCUGAUCCCACCACAGACAUUGAUAGACAGAGAGAGAGUUACUGUUCAAAGUAUGUUGUCUCUGUCAACCAUGAAGACAUCUUUUCAGCCAAACGCGCAGUCUGUAUAUUCUACGUCUAUGAGAGCACCAAAUGUGACCUAUCAAAGACUGGCCAUUGCCUAAACCUUCCAGGGGCACGGUGCCAUAAUUACAAAGAAGAAGAAGAACCAAAUGUGACCAAAUCAAAGUUUGGCGUAUGCCCCUCCCGCGAAGGGAACAAAGUAUUCCGCUCUUAAAUUUUCAAAAGGAAAGAUCGACACAAGAUCCUUCUGAAACUUUUUGGAAAAGAUUAUUUAAAAAAAAUGAAUCAAUCAAAACUGUUGGAUUGAGAUAUUUAAAUAAGACUUUGCAUUGUAAUAAUGGUGAAAUAGAUAAAAUUGUGAAUAAUGAAAAACAUAAAAGUAGUAUGAAAAAUAUAAACAGAAAAACAUUGAUGGAUUAUAAUGAUCCCGCGAUAAUAGACGAUCUUGACAGUGAGAGCGAUCAGGAUCUUGCAACCUACGUUCGUGUUAAGAGAAAUGGACUGACAAUAAAUGAUUCGAUUGGUUCUCAUCACUCUAUAAAUUUCACAGAUUCUUUUCCACAAAAUAUAUGGAGCAAACCUGAUGCAAUAAAUGCAUUGAAUAAUUCAAUUUCAAAAUACAAAGGAUCAAACAUAGAUUCAGAUUACAGAAAUCAAUCUGAUAUUUGCAGUACUGUCGUGGACAUUUUGCAUUCACGACACAGUAGAGGAAUCUUAUCUAACACUGGGGACCGUAGAAAACGCGUGAAAGGAAGCAAUAGGCAUUCAAAACAUCAUAUAAAAACUCAAGUGAGAAAUAAAAAGCACGAUACUUUGGAGUCUUUUCAUAAGCCUAUCAUAAAAAAGGCAAACAAAAGAAGAAGUAAGAAAUCAGAUGCUCAGGUAUCCACUAAACCAGUUGGCGAGUCACAAAUAGAGAAGAGAGAAUCCAAAAAUAGUAGUUUAAACACAGUUAGUUACAAAAAUAUAGAAGACUUAAUUGAUUCAAACAAAAAUGAAUCGUUAACUCACAGAAGUUUCAAUAAACAAGGAGAAAACACCAUCGUGUUACCUCUUGUGCAAAUGGGAAAAGCAGAAUUGCGUGUUCGUUUAGAAAAAAUUAUCACGAAUGAAACUUCGUCUAGUAAACCUGACAAUUCGGUUAAUUAUUCUGCGGAAAUUGGUUCUUAUUCGACGGUGUCAAAUUGGGAAACAAUUAAUGAAGUCACCGAAACUUUUAUUACAAAUCUUGAAGCUACCACUAAUUUUGAUUCUAGUAAGCAAAAAGAAGGAUGUAAUUUAACAAUGGAAAUUGUAUUCAAAAAAUUAAAUGUUAGAAGCAAUUCUAAUGAGAAAACAAGCAAUUCUGAAAACGCAUUGUUCUAUAAUACAGAACCCUAUCCAGUUGAAUUUAAUUUCAAGAUCAGCGAGGAUCAAAACUCGGAAAAUGAAAAUUACGAUCAUGCAACCAAGAUGUCUGUGGAAUCAUCAGACGAAAAUACAAAAUCGCGUGCAAAGAGACAUCAAGAAGUUGCAUCUAAACAUUCUUCACACAACGAUGAUAUAAACACAAUAGAGGAUUCUAAACAUAUUGAACGAAAAACAUUGGUCGUCGAUAGAAAAGAGGAAGGGACAAAGUACAAAAGGACUUGCGGUGAUCAUGCUAUAAGGUCAAUCGAAGAAAUUAAAGUGCUUGCAAAAAACUUAAUCGUUAAGAUAAAUGAACUUCAAACGUACGUAAAUAAUAAAACUGUAAAUAUGAUGAAUUUCUGCAUUGAUAAAAAAGCAAACUGUGCUACUAUCAUAAAAACGCCGAAGAUUUCCUUAGAAAAACAUAUUUUGAAUUCAAAGAUUGGCAGAAAUGUUGACAACUAUCAACGUUUAGCAACAAAUAGCAAACAGACAAGUUUGGCAGGAAGAACAUCCCUAGUUUCUUUCAGUGGCUCGAGAUUCCCUCCAAUACAAAGCCGAACAAGAAGAAAAUUGCAACGUAAGUGGGGCAGAUGGAUGGACUGGAGCAGCUGUAGUGUCACCUGCGGUAAGGGUCGGCAGAUCAGGUGGAGACAUUGCCUGCGUGAUUGUGACGAUGCGGAAACAGAAAUGGAAGAGAAAGCGUGCCAAUUACCGGCUUGCCCACCGGGAAAAUUUCUAGGAAUAUUCUGAAAACACAGUGUUUUUGCUAAACUAAUAAUAAUUAACAAAAAUUCUCUGUAUUAUGUAAAAUUAAUAGAUAGUUAUAAAAGAAAACAUAGUGUGUGACAAGUCAACAGAAUAUAAAUCUUUAAAAAUAAGUACAAUCACAUGGAAAAUAUGAUAUCACAAAAGCAAAUUUGCAUUAAUUUAAAACAUUAACAAAUAUCAGGCGCCAACGCAGUUAUAGAUUAAUCGAAUUUAAUUGAAAAUUCAACGAUAAUCGAAUUAAUUUGUAUUACAAUCUAUCCAUUAAAAAUUAAUGCAAAUAAGCUAAAUAAAAGAUAACUAGGCCAAAACAAAGGACAUCCUUGAAAAUGUGUUUAUAUUGUUAUGCGCUAAUAAAAACUCAAUUUUGAUAAGUAGAAGUUUGCGAAGUAAAUUAAAAUUUUUAUAAAAACUUGAUAAUUUUAGCUUACAUUUGUUUAGUACAUAGAAACAUUCAAACAUUGCUAAAAUGCGAUGAUAACAUUUGUUCGAAAAGAUAAUUUAUGUGAGCAAGAGUGACAAAAUAUCUAAGUUCUCUUAAAUGCAAUACAAACACUUAUCGCCAUAUGAAACUUCUUUAUUACGUAACAAGCAAGUGAAAUUUGUACAAGCUUCAAGAACUUUUCUUGCUCAUUAAUUCACAUACAAUAUUGCCGUCGCAACUUUAUUAACAAAUCACUUGAUCUAUAUUUUUUUGUUUCAUUAUCAAAUACAUAAUAUACAAGAUAUUUUAAACAAUAUCUUUUCAGUAUUCACAAAUAACGAGAACACUCGUCAUUUAUAGAGUUUAUUUCAUCAUCAACGUUGUAAGUAAUAGCAUAUUAUGCUUUAUAAACUGUGUGUGCAAGUAGAUUUAAGUCUAUAAUCUUCUUUUUCCGUUCAAAUGAUACAACUUUGCUCCAUUAGAAAUCCAUAUUAUAUAUAUAUAUAUGUAUAUUUGGGUACUGUAAAAUGAUCUGUGUGUGUAUGAUACAAUAUUUAUAAAAUG